This is a messenger RNA of Plectropomus leopardus (leopard coralgrouper), 1874 nucleotides long. Lineage: Eukaryota; Metazoa; Chordata; Actinopteri; Perciformes; Serranidae. The record is from RefSeq and is a predicted model, not a curated record.
GGAAGUGGACCGAAGUGCAUCCAGACCAGAGGCAGGCGGAACACAACUGUGCAACAUGACCUCAUUAACGUGGGGACUGCUCUGUUUCAUUGGCAUCCUGGCACCGGGAACUCUGGGAACUUUCCCACAGUUUGGGUCACGCAACCGGCAGAUCCACUCAAUUAGUCCUUUGAUCCCACGAGUAUCCUCGCAAGUACCUCCAAGGGUCCACCAGCGCUUUGAGGAUAUUAAGUCUAUUGAAGAAAACUCUGAUGAAGAACCAAGUGCAGAAACUUUUCAAGAGGUCCGGCUGAGUGGUACUAUGGCUAAAGGCUUCCAGCAGCGUCAGCAAGGUGCACGACCUGAUGGCAAAAACCACUUAGCCCAGGACAGACGUAUUGCUGACAAUGGAGCUGGUGGCACUAAUUCCAGGUUUAACCGCUAUCAGUCCUCCCAUCAGGAGCCGCCAAAGGGAAGCCAGCCGCCCUCACAGCUGCAGGACAAAGCUGCACCGUUUGAAUCCUGGCAGUCUGCUCGAGAAUUGGGUGGCUCUCUCACAUCCAUCAGAGCCGAAGCAGCAAUAAGAUCUAACUGCAGAAAUCGUCCCAUAGACCUGGUCUUCAUCAUAGACAGCUCCCGCAGUGUGCGCCCCGCUGAAUUUGAAAAGGCUAAGGAGUUCCUUCAAGAUAUGGUGGAAAGCUUGGAGAUUGGCUCAGACGCCACACGAGUGGGCCUUGUCAAUUACGCCAGCACGGUGCAGAUUGAGUUUCUACUCAAGACUUAUUUUUCCAAGUCUUCCCUGAAGCAGGCACUGGCCCGUGUUGAGCCCCUCGCUUCAGGCACCAUGACAGGAAUGGCCAUCAAGACUGCCAUGGAGAAAGCCUUUACAGCGGAGGCAGGGGCCAGAACUAGCUCCAUGAACAUUGCCAAAGUAGCCAUCAUAGUGACAGAUGGGAGGCCCCAGGACAAGGUUGAGGAUGUAUCAGCUGCAGCUCGGGCAUCUGGGAUCGAGAUCUACGCAGUGGGAGUAGACAGAGCUGAUAUGAUGUCCCUACGCCUCAUGGCCAGCCAACCACAUGAUGACCACGUCUUCUAUGUGGAGACCUAUGGCGUCAUAGAGAAGCUCACUUCCAAAUUUAGGGAAACCUUGUGUGGUUUGGAUGCAUGUGCUCAGGGACACAAUUGCCAGCACAUAUGUGUCAACAAUGGCACCACUUACAACUGCAAGUGUCGCAGUGGAUAUGUCUUGAACCCGGACAAGAAAACAUGCACACGUUCAGAUACAUGUGCCCAGGGACAUGACUGCCAACAUAUUUGUAUCAGCACUGAUGACUCGUUUAUCUGCAAGUGCCGAAUGGGAUAUGUGUUGAAUGCAGAUCAGAAAACAUGCUCACGUUCGGAUUUGGAUGCAUGUUCCCAGGGAAAUGACUGCCAGCACAUUUGUGUCAACAAUGGGAACUCCUACAUCUGCAAGUGCCGAGUGGGUUAUGUGUUGAACAUGGAUCAGAAAACAUGCUCACGUUCAGAUGCAUGUGCUCAGGGACAUGACUGCCAGCAUAUAUGUAUCAACAACGCUGACUCAUACAACUGCAAGUGUCGAGUGGGAUAUGUGCUGAAUGCAGACCAGAAAACAUGCUCACAGGAAAUGAGAAGUGAAAUAACUCAAGAUGCCUGCAUGUGUGAAGCUCAGAUUGUGUUCCAGAAAAAAGUACAGUCAACCAUCCAGGAGCUGAGCAGAAAACUUGAUGAACUUUCAGAUAAAGUGAGCCUGAUUGAUGGCCAACAGCAGUAUUAAGGACAUCAAUGAAGAUAUCAGCAGACAUCUUAAGGACUAGCAAUGUAUCCAAUUAUUUUGACCAGGGGAAGACAUUUUAAAAUGUCAAAGAUUUGGUAGA